Molecule: messenger RNA, 714 nt
Organism: Mesorhabditis spiculigera
Lineage: Eukaryota; Metazoa; Nematoda; Chromadorea; Rhabditida; Rhabditidae
Source: the annotation of a GenBank genome assembly
AUGGGGCGGCAACGGCAAAUGUACCGCGAUCCCCUAUGCACGCCGCGUUCCACCGCUUGCCAAAACCCGCGCCUGGACCACCUCGAACAAGACGGACUGCUCUUCGUCUGGCAUGACCCCGAAGGCAAUCCGCCUCCGGCCGAAGUCGCCAUACCGAUAAUCAAGGACUCCGGACCACGAAUGGACCGAUUGGAAAUCGUCGACAACGUCGUGGACAUGGCGCACUUCUUCUACGUUGCACUUUUCGUUUCCACGCACUUCAAGAACGUCUUCGAGGGGCAUGUCGCCAUCCAGGAGCAGAGCGGUAUCAACCGCGACGACAUCGUGACCUGGACGGAUCCCGACGUGCCGAAGUUGGUCUCGAACUUCUCGGUGGCCGCCUAUCACGGACCGUCGUUCAUGAUCGAUGAUCUGGUGUACCAGUACGAAAACGUUCAAGGUGGAUUCGGUUUUGAUCAACUGCCACUAUCCGCGGACCAAACCGUUGACGCGAUGAUCGGUUACAUCAGCGUCGGAUUCGAACAGGACAUCGAGAUCUGGAAGAACAAGACCCGCAUCGACAACCCACUACUCUGCACCGAGGACGGUCCGGUCUACCAGCUGAGGCGGUGGUACGAACAGUUCUACGUCGACGUCGCCGACGUCACGCCCGAGAUGAUCGAUCGCUUCGAAUUCGAGAUGGAUACAAGCAAACCCAUCGCAGGAGCAGCGCAG